GAUCCUGCUGUCAGGGGGGCCGUUUCAGCCACUGGGCAACCCUACAGAUCCGAGGCCUCCAAAAUGCCUUGCCGUCAACAGCCCUGCUCAGCGCAUGCAAACUCAUAACCUGUGGCUUCCUUCACUGAGUUGUUCUAUCUCAUGCCCCCGCUUCCUCUUUUCCUGCUGCCUUUAAGUCCUCCUCGCUCCCCCCAAAAAACCUUCUUCUUUUCCAUAGAGUCUGCUCUUCUCACGAGGUUCCCAAAGAGGGACACCCUCCGAUCCAUCGGCCACAAGCACGUUUCUGCCUAUUUUCAGAGAAGUCAUUCUGCCAGUCGUGGUGGGAAGCGAUUUGCAAAAAUAAGACCUCGACGUGGCUGUUUCCGGCCUGCAGGCCGUAGGUUGCCCACCCCGGUUGUGAACAGCAGGUCGCCUCCAAGGCCGGUCUCAUAAUUCCUCCGUGGCACAGGCCUGUGGCCAGGUUUCUCCAGGCACAGAACAGGCAACUGGAAGGAUGAUAAGCGCACCGGUGAGGCUAUGGGAUGGCCUGAGGGAUCUGUCCCCGUUUUGAGGCUCCAAUGUGGUAACCACCCCAUUGCUGCAGAAGGUCGCCCUUCCUUUCUCUCAUAAAGAGGAACUGGAGGCAGGAAGGGAGGCCAGAGACGGUUUCUCAAUGUGCUUCCGACGGGUGGCUCUGGAUCCGACAGCAGGCGCCCAAUAAAGGCAGACCCCAUGCGGUGGUGGUGGUGGCAGCUCUGGAUCGUGGCCCUCUUUCCCCUGCCAGCCCUACAAGCCGAGGAAGCCAGCGAUCCCUCCAAAGGUGGCCCUAAAAGACAUCUCAACCAGACGGGAGAUGGGGCCCUUCCCACGACGACAGCAUCGUGGGGGAAUCGGGCCAGCAGGACGUGGCCAACCCGAAAGACAGGCGAUGGGUGGGCGACGGAAACCACGUGGCUUUAUGCCCCCGAGGAGAGCAGCAGCCCCAGCACGGAAAAUAUAACCAGAAGGCUGCUCCGACCGACCAUCGCCGUUUCCUCGGUGAAUGGGACCUGCAACAUUACCUUGCACUGCGCCGUGACAGGUGGAGGAGGAGGCGGCGACGUGAACUUCACCUGGUUCCGCGGGGAGCGGGCCGAGGCGGUCCUCUCCUCGGAGGCCACCCUGCGGAUCACCCAGAGGCCUCCGGACGGGUCGCUGGAUUACACCUGCGCCGUCCGGACCAAGGAGAGCCAGAGCGCCAGCACAAUUUCUCUGGCGGAUCGCUGCCACGAGACUCCAGGCUUCUCGGCUGGCAGUUACGUGAAAUACUUAAUCCCGCUCGUGGUCGCGCUUGUCAUUUUGCUCAUCCUGUUCGGCAUGUACCGACGGAAAAAAGGACAAAUAGGGCGCCACAGUGGGACCGUUUCCAUCAAUGAACCCUCAGGCUUUCACGCCAGUCCCCGAAGAGACCCUACAAAUCACGAAAGCCUUAACCAGCUGCAGAGACAUGGAAAUCCUAGAGGCGCCGGAUCAACCCCCGAGCCAGGAAUAAAUCUCGCUUCCCGGAUCAGGUCCUCUCGGGUUUCUGGAUCACGAAGAGAUCUCCGUUGCCGGAUGGGUGCGAGUUCUGAUCCAACACCUCCAAAAAUGUGGUUAGGGGGAAAAAAGUGCACCCACAUCUUAGGGGGAAAACCCUCAUGUCUCCAAUCCAUUCCAAGCUCCGAAAGGUGCCACAAAAAUCGACCCUUCCCUAAACCACGUUUUCUUCAUGUGGUGCAGCAGAACACUUUAAAAAUGGAUCUUCAAGCAAAACAGGCUAUAGCUGUAGCAGGGAGGGCAAAUGGGGUGAAUCAAAUAAAACCAAUUAUUUAAAAAUAAUAUAAA
Molecule: messenger RNA, 1842 nt
Organism: Pogona vitticeps (central bearded dragon)
Lineage: Eukaryota; Metazoa; Chordata; Lepidosauria; Squamata; Agamidae
Source: RefSeq, a predicted model, not a curated record